AUGGGCGUUUUCGACGGGAAAAGGCCCAUACUGUAUCUUCUAUGGUUUGCUCUCAGCUGUUUGACACGCGUCGCAGUGGCGUCAAACGGUGCCCAGCUGAAUGAUAAGGAACUGAAUGUACUACAAAAAAGAUUCGACUCAUACUACUCCAACGAUACACAAAUUAGCGUACAAGGUAUAACGCUGGGUGGAUGGUUGGUCACUGAGCCAUAUAUAACUCCCUCAUUGUACCAUAAGGCAAUCAACAUGGUAUCACAGUAUAAUUCCACAUACCAUAAUAUGUCUCAAAUUGUAGACGAAUACACGCUAUGUCAGGAGCUCGGAUAUGACAAAGCGAAAGAUCUGUUGUCGGAGCAUUUUGAUACUUGGAUUACAGAGAGCGAUUUUAAGCAAAUCAAAGAUGACGGGUUUAACUUGGUGAGAAUCCCAAUUGGGUAUUGGGCUUGGAAGCUUGAUCACGAGGAAAACUUGUACGUUGGGAAUGCCACCUAUGAGGACCCAUAUGUUGGGGAAGGUUUACAACUUCACUACCUGAAUAGAGCACUUGAAUGGGCAAGCAAGUAUGAGCUUAACGUUUGGAUUGACCUGCACGGUGCUCCAGGUUCCCAAAACGGAUUUGACAACUCUGGUCAAAGAAAUUUUUACAACAAGUUAGGAUGGUUGUCCGACAUGGACACAAAAGUUUUGACUUUGAACGUUUGGGGUGCUAUGUUUGAUGAAUAUUUAAACGGAGGUAACAGCAGCAACCCUAUUGUUGGUAUUGAGGUGAUGAACGAGCCAUUGGUCCCCAAAUUGAACAUAUGGGAUGUCACCCAGGUGUAUUAUGAAGGUUUUGAUAUGUUCAAAGAGAAACAGAGGAAAGGUGACAACACGACAUUUAUUAUACAUGAUGCAUUCCAGUCUAUUGGACAUUGGAAUAUGGAAUUGAACCCACACUUCAAAAAUGUCUCCAACCGUCACUUCAACUUAACGAACGUUUCGUAUUCAGCACAGUCUGUCCUUGUAGAUCACCAUCAUUAUGAGGUGUUCACGGACAGUCAAUUGCAGGAAUCUCAAUUCUCUCGUAUCAUGAACAUUAUCAAUUUCGGAGAUUCGAUAAACAAAGAAUUGCAAUACCACCCGGCCGUAGUUGGUGAAUGGUCCGGUGCAAUUACGGACUGUGCCACGUGGGUGAACGGUGUAAACAUUGGCGCCCGUUACGAUGGGUCAUACUACAACACAACAGCAUUUGAAACGUCCCAGCCACCAUCGGGGAAUUGCACCUCUAAUCAACCGAUAGAUCAGUGGUCAGAUGAAUACAAGAUUGCAGUGAGACAAUUUGUUGAGGCACAAUUGGCCACAUACAGCGCCAAGACUACAGGUUGGAUUUUCUGGAAUUGGAAGACAGAAAAUGCACCAGAAUGGGAUUAUCUACAAUUGAAGGAAGCUGGUCUGUUCCCUGUCCCAUUUGACAACUACACGUACUUUAGCACGGAUGGGUCUGGAUCCAUCGAUUCAGAUUUCUCCAGUUCUUUGUCCACGUUAGCUUACCCAACAUCCAGUGGGAGCCGUACAACAUCUUCCACGGCAGCGAAAAAAGGGGUUGCUUCAUCAUUUAGGAAGAUCAACUUGCAGGACACCGAAUUGAGGGCGCUGAGUGGUUACUGGAAAAUGGUUCUUUAUCUCUUCCCAGUAUGCAUUUCCCUCGUUGUAGUCCUGCUGUGA
Molecule: messenger RNA, 1704 nt
Organism: Huiozyma naganishii CBS 8797
Lineage: Eukaryota; Fungi; Ascomycota; Saccharomycetes; Saccharomycetales; Saccharomycetaceae
Gene: EXG2
Product: glucan exo-1,3-beta-glucosidase
Exons: 1
Coding region: 1-1704 (567 amino acids)
Biological process (GO): glucan catabolic process
Cellular component (GO): extracellular region; cell surface
Molecular function (GO): glucan exo-1,3-beta-glucosidase activity
Source: RefSeq, a predicted model, not a curated record